This is a messenger RNA of Agrilus planipennis (emerald ash borer), 3940 nucleotides long. Its product is annotated as kinesin heavy chain-like. Gene Ontology annotation, cellular component: microtubule; kinesin complex. Gene Ontology annotation, molecular function: ATP binding; plus-end-directed microtubule motor activity; ATP hydrolysis activity. Gene Ontology annotation, biological process: microtubule-based movement. NCBI's taxonomy places the organism in Eukaryota, Metazoa, Arthropoda, Insecta, Coleoptera, Buprestidae. The transcript has 8 exons. The coding region runs from base 1 to 3549 and encodes 1182 amino acids. The record is from RefSeq and is a predicted model, not a curated record.
AUGGUCUCGGUACCCGAACAGAAUACAGGCGACAGUCGACAAAGGGUCCGCAGGUUCACCUUCGAUCAUUGCUUUUCACCGGACUCAAAUCAAGAAGAGGUAUUCAAUGUGAUUGGGAAAGAAAUAGAAGAAGCUUUAAGGAGAAGGCACCAUUCUUGCGUUCUAGCAUACGGACAAAGUUCCACUGGCAAGACUCAUACCAUGAUGGGAACCUCUUCGGAUCCAGGGCUGACCCCGCGAAUUUGUAAUAACAUAUUUUCCUAUUUACAAAAGACUGCUAUGGACGACGACCAAGUAGAUAAUAAUGCAUCUGUUAGUUACUUGGAAAUUUACAACGAAAAAGUAAGGGACUUACUAGAACCACAGGGUGAUUUGAACAAAACCGAAAAGCGCUUACUCAAAGUCAGAGAACAUCCUAAAAGGGGUCCCUACGUACAGGGUUUGACUCAACAUGAAGCAAGUGAUCCCGAAACCCUUUUAAAAUGGUUGAACGUUGGAAAUAGUAAUCGGCGAGUUGCGGCCACAUUGACAAAUCCAUUUUCUAGUAGAAGCCAUUCUGUCUUUACAUUAACUUAUUUGGGGGGCAUACAAUUGCAUUUAGUAGACUUAGCAGGAAGCGAACGAGCUGGAACACGUUGCCCAACCGCUUCAAUUUUAAAAGAAGGAGCCAACAUAAACAAGAGCUUAGUGGCUUUAGGAAACGUCAUUUCAACCCUAGCUGAAUAUUCGACAAAAUAUUCUAAAUCACAGCAUAGAAAGCGGUUUGUCCCAUACCGUGACUCUAUCCUGACAUGGCUCCUAAAGGAUACUCUGGGCGGGAACUCCCGGACGCUAAUGAUAGCGACUGUUUCACCUUCAAGUGCAUGUUACAGUGAGACAGUAAACACUUUACGAUUUGGGCAACGAGCCAAGCAAAUUGUUUCCCAGCCAGUCGUUAAUGAAGACCCAAAAGAAAGGACAAUAAGAGAAUUAAAGGCCGAAAUUAUCAGGCUUAAAGAACUACUCACUCAUUCUCAGCUGAAUACCUCUUUAGUUGAAUGCAAGAAUUCGCCUAUCGAAAACGAAUAUACUGAAGUCAAAAAUUCGCCCAAUAAUCAUAACACUUGUACAGAAGAUAAUUAUGAAUCUUCGUCUAUCCAAACUGAUCUCAUAUUAGAAAAUAAAAUAACCGAGGAAAGCGAACCGAAAGGUUUACAAAUACUAAGUAGAUACAAUUUAGCCAAUAGUAUAAGAAAGCCACAUUCCAAUACAUUAGUAUCAUAUUCAGACAUAAACACUCUAAACUGCAAUUCUACAACUUGCUUCAAUCAGGAAAAACUUAUACCACUGAUCACAGUCAAUAGCACGACAACAGAAUUGAAGAGGUCUUCUAAAAGCCUAACAGCAUCUUCCGAAAAUCAGAAGAAAAUGGAAAAGAGGAAGUCUAAAUCGCUAGGUUCUCAGGAAUCGCUAUCUUCCAAAAUGGACAAACCCAAAAAACCUCCACUUCAAAAACGUACCAGCACUUUAUCGAGAUUAUCAUCACGAAAAUCCCAAGAAAGCAUACCAAAGCUCAGUUCGGUAGACCCGCCCAAUGACACCAAACAAUCAGAUUCAGCAAAAAGAUCAGUAGCUCCUCGAAAAGACAUAAUAGCAUCAGUUACUAAUCGCCUUUACUCCAGCAGCAACAAAAAGAAAGAACCUGUGCCAGAAACUUCAAAUUCCCCAAUGUCACAACAGCCUCCACAGCCCCCCGAAGAAAAUUCGAAAGACGAGUCAGUCAUUAGCGCGAAAGUUAAACUUUUAGAAUUGACUAGAAGAGCUUUGAAAGCUCACAGACGAAGACACGCCGAAAUACAAACGGACUUGAUAACAGUUACUCGAGUAAAAGACGUGUGCACGGACGUGGAUGAUCUUCAGCUUAAGUUAGCAGAAAUAAAGGAAGUGGGUACUGAAAUGGAGUCUGUCACAUAUUCAGACGUCGGGGUGUACUGUGGUCCAUUGUUAGAUAGUUUCGAGCAACUCAGCAACGAAGUUGGAACAAAUACUUCUUUAAUUUUAACAAGAUCGUGUGGUACUCAAUCCGUCGAAGACCAAGAGUUACAAAAUAACGAAAUGGCAGAACGUAAAUCUCCAGUUACAACAGGUUCAUUUUCGUUCACGAAAUAUUUACAAAAUGCAGACUCUAAUAGUAAAAAUAGUUUAAGUAACAAAACAUUCACGUCGUCUCUUAACAUUAACGUGUCAAGGAAGGAUUCGAACGGAAAGAGAUCAGUGGAUAGCGCGUCAGACGAUAGCCUUGAUGAUUUGAACCAACUGCAGGUGUGUUUUUCCACGCCAGACCUUAUCAGUAAUCACAAUUCCCUAGAAACGCACGCACAUGCAAGCUCCGCUACCAAAAGCGAAAAUGUCUCAAACAAACCUGUGGAACAACAAAAUCACAAUAAGAAAUCGGAAGAAGCCCAAUCGAGUUUCCCGUCGCUUCUGAACGAAAAUUUUGCGAUAAGCACGGAAACUUGCGUUGCAAACUGUACUGUUACCGCAGAUAUAAGAGACAAAGUCCAAUCGGUCAACGUAACGACCCUAUACACUCCAGAAAUAUGCAUAACAAAGGCUUGUAACGAAAGAGUUAGUCCUCUCAAAAGGGAUAUUCCUCAACCUAUCAAUCCAAACGUUGUAGAAGUCGAAAAUAAUCUGUUGAGCGCCACAUCACGUUCUCCGGAGAUAUUAAAAUCGAUAAUGAAGUACGAUCAAAAGGAAGAAGGUUCUCUGGAUUCGGACGUCGAAUCAAGUUUCGGAAACACAAGGGACUCCCUGGAAUGGACGUCUAAAAAAGUUCGAUUCUCUGGUAAUUCGCUAGAAACCGAAAAGAAAAUGGUCGACACCAUGUCGAAAUUCUUAGAAGAGGCGGCAAAAUUGAUGACCAACUUGACCCGUGUGGCCAGCACCAUGGAGGCGAACUGCAGCAAUUCUUACGACAUCCAGGUGACCGUGGGCGAUCCAAGCGAAACACCUACCGGCAGCACCUCGCGAAUUAAAAGGAAAGUAUCGUCCGAAAGAAGACCCAAAAGACGUCACAAUAACAUAUCAACUCAAACUUCAAACAACACCGAAAACACCAGCGUUCAAACAACGAAUGAUACGGCACAAUACCAUAAUCGAUACGAAUCGAUUUUGAAAGAAUCUUGCAAUAAAUUGGAGCACUGCAUAAACGUUGCUUUGGAAAAGUCUUCAGGUGGACGUAGAACAACGUCGAUUGAGAGAGAAGAAUUUCUUCACAGGUUUCCGCAACCCUUCACUUGCUAUCCCGGAGAAUGGAACUUAAAGAAUUUAAGAGGGGGACUAGGGAUGGAGGGGGGAGGUAACCAAGUUAAUGUCGAAGAUUCAAGUUUAGAGAGUAACCCAACAUUUUCUGAUUAUGGCAGCUUACCAAGACAAAAGCACGUCAAGAGACCGGUGCCAAGUAGCAGUCCGAGUGCGUAUUUAAAACAAUUAAUGAGAAUCAGGCGACAAAUUGUCAAAAAUUCUCGGGAAGAUUUGUUGCAAGAAACGAAGGAAGACAGUUUUUGAUGUAUUACUUACUUCUUUUGUAAUUGGGCUCCACGCAUAUAAAGGAAUAUUUAAUUGAAGUAAUAGGUAGUUAAAAAUUAAUUUUACAAAAGGUUUGAAAUAUUAAACAUUUUUAUAAUGAUGAUAUAUGUAUGAAAUUGUUUUCAUAAAAAAUGCUAAGAAGUUUCGGGAGUUAAUACAGCGUAAAAGAAUAAGUGAGAAGGUGCAGUUGAUAAAGAAAGAAAUAGAACUUAAAUUCAUAAAUUCAACUUACUAAUUAGACUAGAGCGGUUGCUGAUAGACCGUCUACGUUUAUUCACAUUGUAGGGUAUAUCGUAAACAUAAAAAAGAGAUGUCAGGUAGGAAUUGCAGCGGACACUAAUAAAGAAAAAGGAAUAACAUUACACCAAUU